UGACCUAUUGCAAAAGCGUAUAGACAAGUCAUGGAGCAGAACCGGGAUGCCCUCGCGAAGCCUUGGGAAGGUGUGAAUCUUGGCGGGUGGCUGUUGCUGGAGCCUGGCCCAUCCUAUCCGCUGUUCACACAUCAUUUGCAGAAGGACAAGAGCGAGGCGCGCUGCGAAUGGGACCUCAUGAAGGUGAUGCGCGAGACAAUGGGCAAGCCCGGCGCCUGCGAGGCGAUCAAGUCACACCGGGAGACGCAUACGACCAAGGCUGACUUCCAGCGCAUCCGUGCCUGUGGUCUGAAUGCAGUGCGUUUGCCCGUCGGCUAUUGGGUGGUGACAGAGCCCAGACCAAGAGAGCCUUACGUCGGCCGGGCUUUGGAGUACGUCGAUCGAGCAGUGGCAUGGGCUGAGGAGCUGGGCUUGCAGAUAGUGCUCGACCUGCACGGUUGCCCUGGAGGGGAAAGUCCAGAGGCACCCUGUGGCCGUCGUCAGCGGCCCGAAAGCCGUUGGAAUUGGCGGCACUGGGACUUUGCAGCUUCGCUGAACGUCCUGCAGGUUCUGGCCAAGCGCUAUGCCUCCCGCGCUUGCGUGACGGGAUUGGCUGUGUGCAACGAGCCAUCAGGUGAAAUUCCUGCAAAGGCUUUGAUCUCGUACUAUUCCCGGGCCGUGGACGUCAUUCGAAAGGCUGGCAUGGAUGCGAGCCGUGUCGCCGUGGUUCUCCCGGUCUUCCAGCGCCCUGAAGGCGAAGAGGCCUUCAUGGCGCAGUGGACGAAGACCACGCGCGGCCGGCACCGAAAUGUGUGCUUCGACGUGCACUGCUACCACUGCUUUGAGAACCUCUUCCACGGCAAGACCUUUGCUCAGCAGCUGAGAGCAGUCCAGGAAAACAUUGGGAUGUUCAAGCGAUAUCCCAUGGUGGCAGGCGAGUGGGCGCUGUGUCUUGGCCGAGCUACAUGGAAUACAUGUGGCGAUAUGGACGAGGACAAGGUGAUGAGUAUUUUCGCAGCUCAACAACUGGAGGCCUUUAGGACUGCUUCUCACGGUUCUUUCUUUUGGAACUGGAAGGAGGAUCCGGAGAACAAGGAUUGGCACUUCCAGCAGGCCUACGACCAGGGCCUCCUGAAGCGAGCCCCUUUGGCACUUCCGAGCUGGGAUGGCACAGGCGAAGAUCCCCUGGAGGAGAUGCUGCAUCCGUCUCCGGAGGAUCCUGUGGUUUACUACGGUGACACCGUCUUCCUGCGUGUCUUCCAUGGCAUGUACAUCGAUGUGCAGGGCCGUAGCGUAGACUGCCGCUGGUCAGACAAGGGAGAAUGGCAGGCCUUCUCCUUCUGUGAAGUGCUGAAAGAUGGCAAGUCUGUGGAGUCGACCAGGCGCGCUGUGAGGCACCGCGACGUCGUGCGCAUCCGUGCGAGCAACAACCACUACUUGUCAGUGACAGGCGAUGCCGCUCAAGGAGCAGCUGUGGUUGCCAGUCGAGCCAAGCGUAGCCAAGAAGGGGAGUUCGAGGUCUUUCUGGAGAACUCUGCGGUUCUGAAGCACCGGGGCAUCGCGUACUUCCUCAGCCGGGCAUCUGCCACGGUUUUGGAUGCCGAUGAUGCGUCAGAUGGUGUUUUCGCCCGCUGGGCCGACUUCGGACACUGGCAGGCUGUGGCAGUGGAGAGGCCAUCAGAGCUGCAGCGGCCUGUGGCACUCCCCAGCCCCAGGAAUCGCAGCAAAGGGCACUCAGGGCAUUCAGGGCAUCGUGGUUCCAAAGACAGUCCUGUGAGGGAUGGACCGGCUCUGAAGCGCAAAGCAGAGGCGCUGACGUGCGCUGACUAGGGAACGACAUGAAUUCGACGUGUGCACAGUUGUGUAUACUUUACCAUGCAGGGGUUUAAGCAUUUAUUCCCUAGCAGCAUUGAAGUGCAGGACUUUGAGAAGUGCACAGGACAAUCCAGUGGA
Effrenium voratum is the source of this 1932-nucleotide messenger RNA. Lineage: Eukaryota; Dinophyceae; Suessiales; Symbiodiniaceae. The record is from the annotation of a GenBank genome assembly.